AUGAAAUCCAUUCGCACAUGGAGCUACAAGUCCCUCCGUCAAAGCGACAAUGGUACCGAUCCAACCGAUUCUACUCAUCGCGAAUUUCCGAUAUUGUAUAUGCACAUGGGAUGGAUUAUGGCUAGUCUGUUUGCUUUCAGUACCGCCUAUCUUCUCUUUCAGCCACCGGCGGUAACUAAUUACCGCCCUACUACGUCGGUCGGAUCAUUCAAUGCCGGAUUCUCUACUGAAUUCGGCCCCGUUAAGCCGCACAUCGAGGAGGAAUCAACUAUGUUUUGGGGAGGACCAAGGUGGUAUGACAAUGGUACGGGCUACCAUCUUCAUAAUCCUUCCGAGCCGAUUUAUGUUGGAACACCGACCCCUGAGAUAGAUGCGGCAUGGGGCAAGUUGCUCAAAGGCCGAUAUUUCAAUAUCACGGAGGAGGAAGCGGCGAUGACUUUCGGCAGGGCUCAUGGGCUGUACAAUCAUCCCGAUGGUGUAGGCUACCUCAUUGGUCUUGACAUCUUCCAUACUCUGCAUUGCGUGGACGAACUCAGGAAAGCUCUGGAUCGUGAUCACUAUUUCAACAAGAAAACGAAACAGCAGCUGAUGUGUCAUGCUGAUUUGACGCCGAUACCUGUCAUUUGGAAAUGGGAUGCUGUACGACAGUUCAUAUCAAGCCGGGCUACUUGA
Molecule: messenger RNA, 672 nt
Organism: Neoarthrinium moseri
Lineage: Eukaryota; Fungi; Ascomycota; Sordariomycetes; Amphisphaeriales; Apiosporaceae
Exons: 3
Coding region: 1-672 (223 amino acids)
Biological process (GO): mycotoxin biosynthetic process
Source: RefSeq, a predicted model, not a curated record